CCACUCAGUUUGAACGUUCCUCGUGUGUUACUAUCUCCCUUGCGCACAGCGAGCGCAGUCAUUGACCACCAUCCGCGCGUGUGUUAGUCUGUCAGCCAAGCUGGAGGAGAUGGCUGCAAACCGGGUCGGGAGGCGGUGUAACAACAAAGUCCACUCUCCGAAUCGUGGGGCGGCAAGGGAUCCUGGACUUAGCUUACAGAAGAGGCAAGCCCGAGUGACGGUUAAGUACAACAGAAAGGAGCUUCAAAGGCGACUGGACGUGGAGAAAUGGAUUGAUUCUGGUUUGGAUGAGCUUUACCGGGGCAGGGAGGACGACAUGCCGGAGGAGGUGAACAUCGACGAGCUGCUGGACCUGCCGAGCGACGAGGAGCGGGUGUGCAAGCUAAAGGAGGUUCUCCACACCUGCAGUAACAACACAGACACGUUCAUUAAGGAGCUGGUGCUGAAGGUCCAGGGCCUGCAGAAGCAGGAGGACCUCCACAAUGAUGGCAUGGAGCACCCCCACCUCCACCACCACCCUGAAGCCGAGAUGCACUGAGCGUCCUCUUCGCUCACGGGAACGGGGGCAUGGCCACCGAGGCUCCUAACCCCACCCUCUUCCCCUGCCGUCCCCUCCCCAAUCCCUCACCCCCUUGCACACGCUGCUCUUGGUCCACAGCAUUGGACAACACGGAAGGAGAGGCGACUGACUGAUCGACCACGGCCAAAAACCCCACGCACACGCUUCAAUCCGACGCUCACACGGGAUCGUGAGAUUGGCGACCCCCUGCGGAGCUGGUUUUUCAUUGGGCACGGCCCAGAGAGCACACCUCACCCCUCAGGCACGUCGGGACACACUUCCACAUUUCACAGUGUGCACUGAUUCCGAUAAAUCCGGCCCCUCGAGGAUUUCCGGAAACCAGCUGACGUUUUGUUGUGUUUGUGUUUUUUUUUUUUUUUUACAAGCCCCAGUGUUGUAAAUUGAUCCUCCUUUAAGUGCUCUGCAGCACCACCCUUUAUGGAAAAGUCAGCAGUUGAUGAAUGGGGUAAUAUGGAUGGGGAUGAUGACAUCAUCUCACUUGUUACGGUUUUUUUUUUUUCAUACCGCAAGGUUUCACCUUAUCCAGUUAACACCAGAAGACCCAACAGCAGACCUAAAAAUGGAAAUAUGAUUGAAUUUAAAAUGCCUGGGAUUGCAAAUAAUCCAAUAAAUUGAAGGCCAAAUUCUGCAGAACAUGCUAUAUUAAUGGACAGCAAAUUCUGAUGAAAAUGCAUGAAAGACAAUAUUAAAACAUGUGGGUGUUUGAUACAGUAGCAUUGAUUCCUCAGUUCUUUCAUGCAUUUCUUGCAGAAUUUAAGUCCAGGUAAGUUAGCAUCUUUUAUUAUGUUGACCAUUCUCCAUUCUAAUUUGCUUGGGGAUUUCUGUGGAUCUGAAGCUUUAAUCUUCUCAUUACUGUGAGACAGACCUGGGUCAAAUACGUAUUUGUUUUGGAUUCAAUUACUUUUUUGUGCUCUAUUGAUCUUGCCUGAUGUAACUGAGUCUGCCAAUGUGAGCAGAAGGCGGGGUUUACACUUUGAGAGUAUUUCAUUGAUUCCAAUACACCAGACAAGAUCAGUAAAGUGUAGAAAAUUAUUUGAAUCCAAAACAAAUACGUAUUUGACCCAGGUCUGCUGUGAGAUAAGCGUUGCCCUGAGAUUUCAGACCUAGUUUUCUCAGGUGCACUCGUUGGAUAAGCUGCUUGAGCACCUUUCCAGAUGGAAGAUUUUCAUAAAGCACAUAUGACUGCAAUAAUGAUACAUGUACCAUAGGGUGAGCACUACUGUAUGUUGAUUGAAUUUGAAGGGUUUAUACAGAGGUCCACGUGUGUGUGUGUGUGUGUGCAUGUGUGUGUGUGUUCUGUUAUAUUUUAAUUAUGAGUUACACUCGUGCUCUGACAGAAUAUUUUUUAAACAAGUACAGUACAUGAAUAAAGCACUGAAUAAAAUCUGCCAUCACCCAAAUUAUUCAAACUACCCCCUUGGCAUUCACCCUGAGCACAAUGGGUGCUCCAAUUUUGGAAGUGGCCACGGAAGGAUCUUAAGCAAAUGAGAGAAAAAUUCUGUCUCACAGAGGACGUGUGAUUGCUGUGCAUUCGGGAUUACAUUGAAAACAUUAUGGUGGGAAGCCUUGCUUUACAGUCAAUGGUAUCUGGUUCAAAACACCCUAUAAAAAUGAAGGUUGACCAUGAGCAAGAAAAAGAGGAGAAUAAGAACUUUCCUAGAAACUGCCCUGAAUGUUUAUCUAGUUUUAGAAAUUAUUUUUACAAUCCUUUACUGUGUCUAAUGUGGUAUUAUUGUACUUAAUUGUGAGUGAUUUGAAUUAUAUUACUUUAUUACAUAAUAUUAUUACAUUAAAAUGAUAUAACAUUGCAAUUGUUCUGGAAAAGUUCAAACUUAUCUCAGACCUCUCAUGAUCUAAUGAUUUAGCUGAACUCAAGAUAAAUGGUCUUCCUACCCAAUUUUCUUGUUCAAGUAAUUUAAAAACCGCUUAGGAUUGGUCACCAAAACACAACAAUGUAACGUUCUCACAGCGUUUUUUAAGCAUUGUAACAGUGUUUAUUCAUUUUAUGGUGCAGCAAUGCCUGUCACUUGAAAGGCCCACACGUAUGUCUUGAGGGCAUGAAGAAUCGGUUGGUUGUUGGCAUCAUAACUGCCACCCGUAUAUGGAAAAAUUACGUUUCAAGGCAGCAACACUUUUUACAUUCAUAAAAAAUGGAGUGUUAUUGAUUAGCUCAUUUGUUUUGCCAUUUGCACACAUAUAGCUGUUUUCACAGAAACUGUAAAUAUGAGUAAGCGUAAAAAGCACAGGCUGCUUCUCCUGUCCUUAUGCUCUACUUUUUAAGUGAUGUUUGUGUAACUGACAGUCUUCACGCACACAGUGCUGCACAGUUCAUCCGCUCCAUCUCCAUCUGUGAUCCCAAACUGUCCCUGCUGAUAAUAAUCAGAAACCAAAUCCUUGCUACAGUGCAAAAAAAAAAAAAAAAAAAAAAAACUCCUGCAUGUCUUCAAGAGGGAUUGCUCCUGAGCAGUUAAUUCAUUAUGCUAUGCUCUCCUUUACAUUGUAGCUGAUUCAUGGGAAAACAGCAAUGAAGAUAAGAUAAGAGUUGCCCCCAGGUUGUCAAAAAAACCUUCUAACAGUCAGAUAAAGUGCUUAUUCCCCCCCCCCCCCCCAUUCAACUCCAGUGUCAACAGUGACUGCUCCAUGUGUAUUUUCGGAUUUGUAUAACCCGCGCCAAUUUUUAUUCAUGUUUUUUCCUACCAAUUUUUGCUAAUUGGCUGUUUUGAUAUGAUUUGUAAAUCUGUAUUUGUUUGUUAGUCAUUUUUUUAUUUGUAAAUUCUUUGAAAUAAAGAUUGACCUCUGCAA
This is a messenger RNA of Anguilla rostrata (American eel), 3382 nucleotides long. RefSeq names its product protein phosphatase 1, regulatory (inhibitor) subunit 14Ab (gene ppp1r14ab). The record is from RefSeq and is a predicted model, not a curated record. NCBI's taxonomy places the organism in Eukaryota, Metazoa, Chordata, Actinopteri, Anguilliformes, Anguillidae. Gene Ontology annotation, biological process: regulation of phosphorylation. Gene Ontology annotation, molecular function: protein serine/threonine phosphatase inhibitor activity. Gene Ontology annotation, cellular component: cytoplasm. The transcript is spliced from 4 exons. Bases 110 to 538 code for a protein of 142 amino acids.